AUGAGGGGAUCGGUGCUCCAGUCGACACCGAUUGCACGAGAAUGGGAGAUUCUCGAGAAUCAUCGAGAGGAUUACAUGAAAUUGGGAGAACUGGUAGACGAAUUAUCCUACGUCUUCAGUCCGACACUUCUGCUGAGUUUCAUGAACAGCGUUGUGAGGACGACGGUGACGGUGUACAUAGCGUCAGUAAAUCUCUCGAAUGGCUCUCAGCAGUGGUUGAACGUCAUGAUGAGGACUGGGGAUGUUUUCGGAUCCCUCAUUCGUCUCCUCCUCAUCACCAUUGCCGCUUCGUAUCUAUCUGACAAGAUACGAAGCGGCAAUGGUGAUGAGGAGGAGACGAAUGAGGGAUCCGAAAACAUCCCCAGUCCUCAUCAUGACGUUCAACCACUGCUGAGAGCCAUUCGAGAGAUUUACUGA
Messenger RNA from Darwinula stevensoni, 417 nucleotides. The record is from the annotation of a GenBank genome assembly. Lineage: Eukaryota; Metazoa; Arthropoda; Ostracoda; Podocopida; Darwinulidae.